Messenger RNA from Drosophila eugracilis, 2379 nucleotides. RefSeq names its product zinc finger protein 319. Bases 67 to 2355 code for a protein of 762 amino acids. The record is from RefSeq and is a predicted model, not a curated record. Gene Ontology annotation, molecular function: chromatin insulator sequence binding; zinc ion binding. The transcript has 2 exons. Gene Ontology annotation, biological process: regulation of transcription by RNA polymerase II. Gene Ontology annotation, cellular component: nucleus; chromosome. NCBI's taxonomy places the organism in Eukaryota, Metazoa, Arthropoda, Insecta, Diptera, Drosophilidae.
ACAGUAGCUGGUUUAUUAAAGUAAAUAGACAAAUUCUUUUAAUAAUUUGAGUAAUAACAUCUUAAGAUGCCGGCCCACUGCGCCGUAAUAAAUUGCAGUCAUAAAUAUGUGCACGCCGGUAGCAUUUCCUUUCACAGAUUUCCCUUUAAAAGGAAAGACCUCCUCCAGAAGUGGAAGGACUUUACCCAGCGGAGUGGUCAAUGGAUGCCAUCUAAAUGGAGUGCGGUGUGUAGCCGACACUUUGUUGAUGAGGACUUUAAUUGCAGCAAUAACAGGAAAACGCUUAAAAAGAAUGCCGUGCCUUCGGUCAGAGUGUCAGAUGAGGAAUCCCUAAAUGUACACGUGGAGCAAGUGUCCCCGAGUAGUAGGCCCAUUCACAAACAGACCCUGGCUAGUGCCGCUGAAUCGCCAGCAACAGGUGUUAAGGCUACUUGCCGCUUUUGUGGGACCUCUGCCACAAAUUGCUCCUCAUUUGACAAAAGUUUCGAGCUCUUUGGCAUGAUUCAGAAGUGCUUCCCCACACUGCAGAUCCUGCAGGACGACACAUUGCCCAAGGAUAUAUGCAAGGAGUGCUGUCUACAACUGGAGCGCUUUUCACAGUUCAUCGAUGUGGUAAUGGUGACGCAAAGUGAGUUGCAAAGGAAAUAUCGCCGCCAGCUGAAGAUUAAACAGGAACCCUUUGUCCGCGUGAAACAGGAAGCCUGCGAGAGUCUGGAUAACCUGUUUCCUGAUGAGCUGGACAUGGGCUUGGAACAGGACGAGGGUUGCGAUCAGGAGGAAACGGAACAAAAGUUCCAGUUCUGUGAUUUUCCAAUGUUAAAUUCGCAAGACAUUAUUAACAAUUGUGAUAUCAUGGAGAUUAUCAAUCUAGAUGAUCCGUUUAUCAAUAUUCCGGACGAUGCGGAUGUAGGGCAGUCGGAGAGAUCACAACCUCUUAGGCCGGCUAAUGAAAUGCUACAGAACGAACUUUUGACCGAAGAACAUAAUUAUGCCAAAGAAGAAUGGCAACUGCCUCCACAUCAGUAUAAAACGGAAAAGGUGGAGGGUGCAGAGCCUGUUCCAGAUACUGCUCCUCCUUCUGCCGAUCCACCAGCUGUUCAUGAUCUUAUACCUCCUCUAUCUGCUCCAGUUCCUCGCUCAUGCAAGCCUAUUGUGACUAAUGUUAGCCAAAUACCAAACCCUAUGAUCUGCGAACUGCUGCCACCACCUGCUCCUCCAACAUCUGUUAAACCCAACAUUGUUGUGCUAAACGAUAGUGUUGUCGAAUCCUCAGCGGCCUUUCGGCUUCACAAUUGCACCUUAUGCACUGCUAAAUUUAUAACUAUAGAUAGCUUAAAUCAGCAUUAUACCCAUAGUCACAGUAAUUCCACGCCCAUGGUCAGCGUUCCUCCGAUGAAUAUUAGUCUGCCCAGCUUGACAGUUAACCCACCGAUGAAACUAGAGGGCAACAGGGGUUUUGUGGCAACUGAGCAACUAGAUUACUGGCAGUCAGAGUGGCAAAAUAGUCCUAUCUCAACUCAACCCAGAAAAAAGAUUGAUAUUCUGGACAUGCAGAGUAGUUUCCUUCAUCACAAAGAUCUUAUACCGACGGCCACUCAUUUAACAGCACCUGCUCCUGAUCCUCAACUGGCUGCAGUGACUGCAAACUAUGCUAAGUUGGCUGUUAGAUAUCGCCAAUUGCAGCUGAAAUGUAAAAAUAUGAAAAGUCGUAAGAAGAGGGCCAGAAAAUCUUACAUUUGUCGGAUAUGUAAGGGAGGAUUUACUAGUUUCAGGAAGUUACAUUACCACCGUCGGUUGAAGACACACUUUGUAAAGUUAAUACCAAGCUUUGCGGGACGUUGUUGUGGUUGCUUAAAGCUCUUUCGAUCCCGGUUGGGACUUCGCCAGCAUAUGCGAUACAUUUGUCAAUCAUUGUCGCUUAAAAACCAUCGGCGUCUUCAGAGCUUCAAGUGCCGUCACUGCCAGGCCAUCGCCUUUGCCCAUUGGCGCCUGUAUCGUCGUCAUGAACUCAAUUGCAGGCCCAGAAAAUCGAAAACAAGGGUCCAGAUGUCGAAUAAUUCAAAAAAGAAAGUUACGCCUAUUCAGAUUUUUGCUUGCAAUAUUUGUAAAAAGUCAUUUGGAUCGCUGAACGGACUCCGCCAGCAUAAUAUUACACACUCGACGGAGCGGCAGCACAAGUGCGGCAUCUGCGACAGGGUUUUCAAGCGGCGAAACGGUCUAUCUCAACACAUUAAGGGCUACCACCUGCAGCUCAAGCCGCAUGAGUGUCCUGUCUGCCAGCAUCGCUACGCCCUGAAAUGCGAUAUGCUGAGGUGUAGACAUUCCCUUCGAAAAGGACCAACUGCCGGGGAGUAACAGGAAGUCAGGAAAUAACUGAUA